This is a messenger RNA of Dicrocoelium dendriticum, 201 nucleotides long. The record is from the annotation of a GenBank genome assembly. Lineage: Eukaryota; Metazoa; Platyhelminthes; Trematoda; Plagiorchiida; Dicrocoeliidae.
AUGACUUCCGUUGCGGUUGUGAAUGCGAAUUGGCUUGAUGAUAUGCAUGCAAAUCACCGCUGGCCUGCUGCACAUGGAGUCGAUGGACGUGAACAAUUCCCACCGUACAGAGAUAGAGGGAAUCGGGAUGCUGAUGCCCCUUUUGCGAAGAGAGCAUGGAUGCCAUCACUGCGGUUACACCCAAUCAAUCGCACGAAGUAA